This is a messenger RNA of Myiozetetes cayanensis, 13136 nucleotides long. It is a transcript of the gene OTUD7A, whose product is annotated as OTU deubiquitinase 7A. Gene Ontology annotation, molecular function: DNA binding; K63-linked polyubiquitin modification-dependent protein binding; cysteine-type deubiquitinase activity. Gene Ontology annotation, biological process: protein deubiquitination involved in ubiquitin-dependent protein catabolic process; protein K48-linked deubiquitination; protein K63-linked deubiquitination. NCBI's taxonomy places the organism in Eukaryota, Metazoa, Chordata, Aves, Passeriformes, Tyrannidae. The record is from RefSeq and is a predicted model, not a curated record. The transcript has 17 exons. The coding region runs from base 812 to 3535 and encodes 907 amino acids. Gene Ontology annotation, cellular component: cytoplasm; nucleus.
CUUUCCGUGUGCCGGUGCCUCUGCAGGGCGGGCGCGGGCCGGGCCACAGCGCGCACGGGGGGCGGCAGCGCCGGGCUGGCUCCCCCUUCCCCUCCGGCCGCAGGAAGAUGGAGCUCGGGUAGCCAGGGCUUGCGGGAGGAGCGGCGGGAGCAGGUAAGACAGUGAGGUCUUUAACUGCUCCAGAAGAGUGUCUGGAAAGAAAAUGUCUCUGGCAAAUAUGUACCAGGCACAUGAUACUGCAGAGCUCCAAAAUCAGAAGUAAAGCAGCUGGACAGUUGCCUCCUGUCUUCCUAAAUAGGCAAACACAUUAGGAACAGAAAAGGGGGCCUACCUACCUCAUUCCUGGAGAAGGUGGGUUUACCAGUGUUGGAUGCCUGCCUCAUUUGCUUCACCAAAAUGAGUUAGGACAUGCAGGAGAGAAGGGAGAUUUCUGCAAGUAGAACCUAUCAUGAUUUCUCAGGGGACAAAAUUUUGCUUAUUCAUACCUUCUACUGUGGCAAAAAUGGAUUAUUUUCCUCACCAAAAACCAGCAGCAUAACACCCAUCCAACACCUGCCUCAAGGAACUCUUAUUUAAAGUCUAUUUUUAUUUCUCUGUAGCUGUGGUGCAAUCAAGAGCCAACCAACAUCAUCUGCUGCCAGUAGGAACUCUCCAUGUCAGUCCUUACCCUUGGCACAGGAUAAAGUUGCAACUGAGCCUAUGAGGAGGAAUUAACAGGAAAAAUCCACUUCAUGUUCAGAGAUGGAUUCCUUGUAGCCCACCAGCGAGUCCUGCUGCUGCUGCAUGUCUGGCAGCACCUCUGGAUGAGCACAUGACUCUUGAUAUGGAUGCAGUCCUGUCAGACUUUGUUCGGUCCACAGGGGCAGAGCCAGGUCUGGCAAGAGACUUACUGGAAGGCAAGAACUGGGACCUGUCAGCAGCACUGAGUGACUACGAGCAGCUGCGCCAGGUGCACACGGCCAACCUGCCCCAGGUGUUCAACGAGGGCAGGCACUGCCGGCAGGACGAGCAGCCCCCCCGGGAGCGGCCCUGCCUGCAGAGGCAGGAUGACAUCGCCCAAGAAAAGCGUCUUUCCAGAGGUAUUUCCCAUGCCAGCUCAGCCAUAGUCUCCCUCGCUCGAUCCCAUGUAGCAAAUGACUGCAGCAAUGAGCAGUUUCCUUUGGAGAUGCCCAUCUACACAUUCCAACUGCCAGACCUCAGUGUGUACAGUGAGGACUUCAGGAGCUUCAUUGAGCGCGACCUGAUCGAGCAGGCGACGAUGGUGGCCUUGGAGCAAGCAGGCCGACUCAACUGGUGGUCCACGGUGUGCACGAGCUGCAAACGCCUGCUGCCCCUGGCCACCACGGGAGAUGGGAACUGCCUCCUGCACGCUGCCUCUCUGGGGAUGUGGGGAUUCCACGACCGGGACCUGGUUCUGCGGAAAGCGCUCUACACGAUGAUGAGGAGCGGGGCUGAGAGGGAAGCACUCAAAAGGAGGUGGAGAUGGCAACAGACCCAGCAGAAUAAGGAGUCAGGUCUGGUGUACACAGAGGAGGAGUGGGAACGGGAGUGGAACGAGCUGCUCAAGCUGGCGUCGAGUGAGCCCCGGACACACUUCAGCAAGAACGGAGGCACCGGUGGGGGAGUGGAUAAUGCAGAAGACCCCGUGUAUGAGAGCCUGGAAGAGUUCCACGUGUUUGUCUUAGCCCACAUUUUGAGAAGACCCAUUGUUGUGGUAGCAGACACGAUGCUGCGAGACUCAGGGGGGGAAGCCUUUGCGCCGAUACCGUUUGGAGGGAUUUAUUUGCCCCUGGAAGUUCUCCCGAACAGGUGCCACUGCUCACCUCUUGUGCUGGCCUAUGAUCAGGCCCAUUUCUCAGCUCUGGUUUCCAUGGAACAAAAAGACCAACAGAGAGAACAAGCCGUGAUUCCCCUGACUGACUCUGAACACAAGUUACUGCCUUUGCACUUUGCGGUCGAUCCUGGGAAAGACUGGGAGUGGGGAAAAGAUGACAAUGAUAACACCAGACUGGCCAAUUUGAUUUUGUCUCUUGAGGCAAAGCUUAACCUUCUGCACAGCUACAUGAAUGUAACGUGGAUACGCAUCCCGUCCGAGACACGGCAGGCCCCUUUGGCUCAACCAGAAUCCCCUACAGCUUCAGCUGGGGAAGAUGUGCAGUCUCUGGCUGACUCAAUGGACUCGGACCGAGAUUCCAUCUGCAGUAAUUCCAAUGGCAAUAAUGGCAAAAACAGUAAAGAAAAAGAAAAGGACAAACAAAGGAAAGAUAAAGACAAAACCAGGACGGAUUCAGUUGCCAAUAAAAUAGGAAGCCUCAGUAAAACCCUGGGAAUUAAACUGAAAAAGAACAUGGGUGGCCUUGGAGGGCUGGUGCACGGCAAAAUGAGCAGAGCCAAUUCAGGGAAUGGAAAAAACGGGGACACGGUGGAGAAGGUCAAAGAGAAGAAGUCAAAGUCUCGGAAGGGGAGCAAGGAGGAGUCGGGGCAGUCUGCGAGCACGUCCCCGUCCGAGAAGACCACCCCAUCUCCCACGGACAGAGCCAGCAGCUCCCCCACGGACAAGGGCAGCGCCAAGCCCUGCUCUGACAAGCAGGCUGACGCCUGGAAGUACAGCACUGACGUGAAACUCAGCCUGAACAUCCUGAGAGCUGCCAUGCAGGGCGAGCGCAAGUUCAUUUUCGCUGGCCUGCUUUUGACCAGUCACAGGCAUCAGUUCCACGAGGAGAUGAUAGGUUACUACCUGACCAGCGCCCAGGAGCGUUUCAACGCGGAGCAGGAACAGAAAAGAAAGGAAGCUGAGAAGAAGGCCGCACUGAAUGGCUCAUCUAGCAGGAAACUGGAGCCAGAAGCGUAUUCAAAAGAAAAACUGGAAACAUCUCCUCAGGAUAGGGCAUCACCCGUCUUACCUCAAAGCCAUAUGACCCAGCUGGUUUUAAAGUUCAAAGAUCGCACUAGCCCCACCCCAGGGCCGUUCUCCUCCCCCAGCAGCGGUGCCAAGAGGAGCGGCCCCAUCCCCGUAUCUGCCCACUACAGCCAUACCCCCCCUGUCCAAAGGCAGAGUGUCAUCCAUCUGCAUGACGUCAACUCCAAGCCAUCGAGCUUCCAAGACGACACCUACAAGCCAGUGGUGGGCACCCUGAAGACCUGUGCCACCUACCCCCAGCAGAACAGGUCCCUGUCCUCCCAGAGCUACAGCCCGGCCCGGCUGCCCGGGAUCCGCACGGUGAACACGGUGGAGUCGCUGAGCUUCGCCCUGCCCGCCGAGCACAAGUCCCAGACCUACACGAACGGCUUCGGCACCGGGGACAUCAGAGACUGCCUGGAGUUUGCUGACGAGGACGCUCCCCAGACCUGGCUCAACAACGACAAAAACCAAGGCAGAAGCACAGUUUGCCCGAUCUACUCCAUCCAGCAGAACCGCUGUAAGAAGGAGAACUGCUCCUUUUACGGUCGUCCUGAGACUGACAAUUACUGUUCCUACUGCUACAAGGAGGAGCUGAAGCGCAGGGAGAGGGACAGCAAGGGACACAGGCAUUGAGGAUUCUUCCUGACUACUUAGUUUUACCAUUUUCUUACUUACAAAGUAAACAGUGUUGGAUUGCAGUAAAAGGAAUCCUUAAAACAAGAAUAAAGGAUUGAUGAGUAAAUAGUGUCUAGCUUUUCGCUUUUCCGGGGCAAUGAGGAAACAAUAGGAUUAAUUUAUCAUAAAAAAUUAUUAUUUUCCAUUUUGUCAGUGUCUUUUUUACAUAUACUGGUAAGCUGAAGGGUUGUUUACUCCUUUGUCAGUGCUGUGUAUAUGUUUGGUCAAAAAUUUACUAAUGGUGCCUGAAUUUACACUGACAUCACUCAGGUAGUAGAAUGAUAGGGGCAAGUCAUAAUAACAGAGAUGUGGUGGUGUGCUAGGGUAGUGUCUGCCUUGCAGACCUUGAAAUGAUAGAGCUAUUAUGUGAGAGUAUUUUUUCCUCAGUAAAACCUAAAUUUUUCAUAGCCUUUUUUUUUUCAGGAGGGUUAGUGAUUUUGCAUACUGCACAUUUUUAACAUGGCAGCAGAUUGCAUUGUUUCUGAUGUUUGUACUUACUUCAGUCUGAAAUGCAAUGAUUCUGGAGAAAGGGGAGUGAAAGGUCUGAAUUCAUGAGGGCUGUAGCUCUUCCUAAUUUUAAGUUCUUACCAAUUAUUUCUACAUUUCCAUAAAAAAAAAAAAAGUAGAUUUGAACCACUUUUAUUUGCACUGAAUUUUUAAACAAGUUUUAUAAAAAAAUUCACUCUGACUUUCAAGACUUCAUGUCCCAAAACCCCCACAAUAGCAUAGUUUUGGGCACCUGAAUUUCAAAAGUAUUUUCAUUGCUGUUAAAACGCAGAGAAAUAUUAAAAUAAAAUUAAAAUAUAAAAAAUUUAGUACAUUUGGAAAAUCUGAUGACCAGCUAGGAAAUUUGGGAUCAUUUUAGAUCUGAAUGAACUGCUUGUCAAAACAAAUGUAAUGCAUCAACUUACUGCUUUAGCUAGUGCAUGAACCUAGUCAUUAAUUAUUUAUUCCUUUCUCAACAUCACUGGGUGAUAAUUAUUGCAAGCCUCGCUGCGUGAGCCUUUCUUGAAGACUGUUGGCUCCACCUAUUUCCGAGUCUUCUCAGAGUGAGUCAUCUCCGCCCAGGAGGUUCCCAGAUGGCUGUGAAAUACCUCCAGCAGGAAUGGCAGCUCCGAGCACAGAUUUGCACAAGCCUGAUAUCCAAAUAUUUACAGAAGUAUUUGCAAUACUUCUGAAAAUAAAACUUAGCGCACAGAAACGUUUCUGUAAAGAGAUGCUGGUGAAGUAGAUGAAUGGCAUGAGAAGGUUUUCUGGAAGGUUUUGCACCUCCUCCAUCAGUGGCACAGUGCAGUAACGAGCUCAGUGGCUCAUUCCCUCUCCCCUCACACACGGGGCUUUCAGAAGAGCUAAUUUUCCACCAGCAGGUGAAGCACUGCCUUCAGGACUUCCUCUGCCACCCAAAGGUGCAGAACGUGAGUUCUGCCUUCCUCACUGUGGAAUGGCACUUUUCUGGCCCUCGCAGGAAAGAUCCUUUGCCAAAGAGUCUUUGUUUCUGAUUCUUUUUCUGCUGUACCCCAGUUUUUGCUCUGGACCUGGAUGGCAUCAUUUCACUUGCAUACAGGUAACCCUAACUGACCCUGAAACCAAGCCUAAAGUCAUCUGCAAAACAGGAUGCACAAAGUGCUGCUGCCACGUGCUGGCUUUGAGGAAAAGCACGUGAGCUUUCUCUAAUGUCCUACCAAAACUGAGCAUAUACUAAAACCGACUGUAUUUUUAGGUUUUCUGCUGAAUGGGAGAUCUCAAAAUAAGUCCCUUAACCAGUCCUAAAAAGUGAGGGUCUUUGCCAUGAAUCCAGACCUGUACUUACUAUUCCUUGCUGUAUUCUGGGCAUACACUGAGUCUCACUGACCUUGCCUUCCUUCCUGAAGGGGAAGCAGUGCUUUGUGUUAGAGCUCCGUGGGACUCCUGUCCCCAAGGUAAGCACGUCCCACACCCCUGUCUCCUGCUGCACACCCUGGGGAGCAGUGCCCUGUUUGGUUUGCUCUUGUGAUUACACCUAAGUUCUAAUUGUCAGAGAAAACUGGGAUUGCAGAUUAUGCUAAAACAAGCCAGAUAAUGGAAAAAGAAAUCAAUAUUAUUAUACUUGAUUGUAUUUGCUGCUGAGACUGAGAAAACUGGCAGGAUAAAACUUCAUGAAAGCCAGAAAUAUUUAAGAAUUCUUAGGGCAUUAGAGUAGCAGUAGCAUUUGAUGCUCUGAGAAUCACUUCUGUGUAAAGCUGUGCUUUAGAAAUACAUUAUCAGCAACCCCCACCAGCCUGUGUGUUUGAGUGAGUUGUAUCUUUUCAAUGAGGAAAAAAGUAACAGCACAUGGGUAAAAAUAAGCAAUUACCAUGACAAUUCACUGUUUCCUAUUUUUUAAGGGACUUGUUUCUAUAGUAUGUUUUUAAGAUCUCCUACUCGUAAAAGAAAGAGAUUUACAACUGGUCAGCAUGUAGAUAAAUUACUCUGUUCUAAAUUGUUGAAUACAUUAUACCUGUGUGUCAGCUUGUGUUGAAAAAUCAAUUGGUCUUCUGAAUAAUACCAGGCUUGUCUCUAUAGGAUACCAAACUUGAGUGUUCAUUGUCAUCCUCAGGACACUCAGAUAUUUCCAUAAAGAUUUACCACUGCUGCUCAUUUUAAAAUAUGUGCUAUAUGAAAUACUGACAGAACACCUUUCAGUUGUGCCUGUUUCCUCAGAAUCCUUUUCUUGGGGUAUCUUUGAAUAAUUUUCUAAUUGCUGUUUUCUCUUAGAAUUCUCUUCAAAUAUCCCACAAUUCUCAUGUCCCCUAACAUUUGAUAUUGGAAAGAAGUUGCAGGCCUACAAUGCAAUUUGCCAGUUAAAAUCUGCCCAUGAUUUCCUGGUAGUUCUCCAUUUUUCUGGAUAAGGAGUACUGGGAGGGGAAGUUGUCCUUCUUUUUCUUUCUGAGCUCUUAGUGGAGUUGUCUGCACGAUGCCACAGCUGGCACUAAACAGUCCCAACGUGCAGGAACGGGGCCUCCUCCUGGAGGAGGGGCUGUCCCAUUAGAAGUCUCCAGUUAUAGAAGGAAAUUUUCUGCCUGUUUUCUUAAGGAGAAUUCCCAACUGCUCAUGAGUUUCAUUGACCAGCACUGAAAGAAAUGGUGUCAUUCCUCAGCUGUGUGAGAGGCAAUAAUCUUCAUCCAUGUUUUCCUGUUGCACUGCAUGCUAACCUCUGACUGCUUUUGGUUCAUUUUUCCUGACAGCUGAAGGCAUCUGCAGCCCACGGGCCAGUCAGUCCUUUUCUGUGCCUGCUGUGCCAUCUCUGUGCCCUCCAGAGGUAACUGGAGUUACCUCCCAGUCCCAGCUGUGCAGAAAUCAGGGUUCUUCGGGGGGACCCCGCUCAUUUCUUGGGUAGCUCAAGUGGCUGCAGUACCCACCACAGUUUUGCUUUUGAAUGUGCAGUUCCCCCUUUCUCCUGGACAGGGAUUCAACACUCAGCACUGUUGUCUGCAUCUCCAGAGUACAGACUAAAUACUGGGUAGGCUACACCUUCCCAGAACAGAUCCAGAAUUACCAGCAGAUGUGUAGGUUGGAGGAAGCUGGAAUUCUUCUCAUGUGUGAAUGUGCAACUUUUCUAAUUUAAGAAAGACUUAAACCUAUUAUGCAAUUUAUUUAGUUUGUUCAGAAACUCUGAUACAAAGGUCUGUAACAGAGGGUGCCUGUGACACAUAAUGGGUUUCAGUCACACUUUAAUAUAAAGGUCCAUUUUAAAUGCUUUAUAAGGAGUUGAUAAACCACAGACUUUUCAAGUAUAUUUUCAGAGGUGUGUAUCAGUUGUAGCAUAUGGAUAACAAGCAGCUCAUUCAGAAGAAGGUUUUGCAGGUUACCAAAAGUGACUUCAGGUAUUUUGGAUUUUAAAAACCUGAUUAACUCUUUGUUCUACAAAUGCAAUGGAAAUAUUGUCCCAGCUUUCUUUAGCAAUUAGUUGCUUCUCCCUAAGUCAAAGGUAACAUUAAGGGCAUCAGUGAAAGAAAGAUGCUGUACUUGAAAAGUUUUGUGUUGCUUAUUUCUUAAGAAGUCCAAAUAGGCCAAGUGAAGUCUCCAGAGCCAUCUUUUCUCUGGUGUGAGCAGAGUUCUGGGUCCAGAAGGACUGAGGAGACACUGGACAGGUGAGGCAGGGUCAGUGCUUGCACAGGGCACAGUCAGGGUCAGCUGCUUCUCGUGUGAUGAACGUGUAGAUAUCAAAAUGCACAGAUCUGACAAAAUACUGCCCUCCAGCUCUGCAAUUCUGCAAACACUUACACUGGUGCUCAACUUCACCCACCUGAUCAGUCUCCUGACAGCAAGGAGACUGCUGCUUUUCAGAAACGUCCAGAAGGGGUUAAGGGAAAGCGGGAAUGUUUUUGUCAAGGCCUGAGCCUUUAGCCAGUGUCUGUCCCCACAGGCUGCCUGAUGUUACUCUUCCAGCAGGAGCAUCAAUGAGGAUGUUGCCUGAGGAGCAGAGGGAAGCCUUAGGCCUCUUUGGGCUAAAUCUGCUGUCCCCUGAAAUCUGGGGACAGAAUCCUAUCAGUAGGGGGGCCUUAAAUCAGGUGCUUUAUUGACACGUAAAAUACUUGCAAGCUGGACAUGAAAGGGGAGUACAAGCUCAUAAGGGAGUCAGCUCUUCCUAACACUGGGAGAGUUUUGCACAGGUGAAAACCCAUAUGCUAAUAGAAACCACAAUAAUCUCAAAUGAACAUAGGUCCAGAGAAGCAGAAUAACUGAUGCUGACUGUAGAUUGCUGUUCAGCUUAGUGUAUUUGAAGUCUCUGUCAGUGUAUUUGUUUUAGGGAAUGGCAGCUUAGGAGGCUCACCAAACAUGUAUAGCAUAGGAGUGAAAUUAUUUCAGUAACAGACACUAGUAUCUAUUUUAAUUUGCAGAUGGAUUUCCAGUGUAUGUGACUAAAACACUGUAUUGUUAAAAAUGAGAGGACAAGAACACAAAGGUGUUUGUAAGUAUGUUCUAUUUGUAGACUUAAGGCUGUAUUAUGUUGGAAUUUUACAAGCCAAGUUUAAAUUGUAAUAUAGAAAUUAUUUUUAUAUUAUUUUCCAAAUAGGCUACAGAGCAAUAUUUUGCGCCUUUAUUAUAAACAGGGUCAUCAUUUUAAAGGUUCCUUUCAGAAAUGCUGGUAGAAAUUAACCAUGAAAAGAAAGCUUUGUAAAUGUAAUUGUUUCUAACUGCUCUGUCUGUUGUGCACAUCUAUAUCUAAUGUCAGUUGAAUAUACAAAUUUUUUUUAAUUGAAAAGCUUUAAAUUUUUCUUUAUAUAUUUUAGUACAACAUUGUUCCUCCCUAUUUAAUUCCAGUCCCUACCAAUAGCCACUUUUAUAAGCAGCUUCUGAAUAAACAUUCAUCUAGAAUUUCCUUACCAAAUGAAACGUUUCUGUGCAGAUAUUGAUUGCCAUGGGACAUUCAUAAUACACCCUGAACCCACUGGAGUAGGGUUAGUUUGCCUUUUUCUAAAAAAAAAAAAACCAGAAUCAGAGAUUUAUUAUUCCUUCAGGACAAAACCCAGGAAUUAAUAACUUGUGCAGUCAUUUAGCAUCUGUGGGAAGAAACUCACCCUAGACCACAGAAAUGUCAUCACUGAUUGGCAGAUACAUCCUGUCUUAAGAGAUCUCAAAUAUGCAUUCGCUUCUUGCAGGUUGAAGGGUUCAGGUUUUAUUUCUUCAUCGUUCUUUGUACUGUACAUUGAUGAACUGUGCAAAAAAAAGACAUCACAAACUAAUGCAUAUGCUAAAUUAGGAAUCUGUGCCGCUUUUAAAAUUCCCUAACUCUUGUGGUUUAGUUGGUUGGGAUUUGCUUGUUUAAGAAUUACUAUUAAGGUAUGAACUGCAACCAGAAUUUUCAGAUCUGGAUUCCUGCUGAUUGUGCAUCUGGGUUUGUGCUGGUAAAGAGGCCGGGUUUAGGAUGUACUGAGCAUCAGCUUCUGUGGGAAGAAAAGCUUGCUCUUGGUUUCAGAAAAUCAAGGGAGCAUUACUCCAACACAUAUUCAGGGCCUUUCUUUAUUAACAGUCGACUCUUCAGUCGAUGGAAUUUCCAUUUUCUUUUUCGUGAUCUUCCAUGUGUGAACAAAUUACUGGGCUUAUUCACAGAGUGAUUGUUUGAGUAUGGGGAGACUUGCCUUGUACCAAAACACCAUCUAAUUGUUUAACCGUUGCAUUCUUGCUGGGGUAGGUAGUGUAUUCCACUGGCUGGGGGGGGUUAAGACCUUAUUCUUCCCUUGGAUAUCAUUGUCACGUUGUUUUGUUUGGUUGGGAUUUUUCCUCUCACGUGAAUCUGCUGUUCUGACUGCUGUUUUACCUCCCAUUACCUGAAUGCAUGGACUGAAUUGAAAUGGCUGAUGCACAUUUGCACUGUGGAACAGGCAAUAUGGGUAAAAGCCACCAUGUUCCAAACAGCCUUAAAAUUAUGACUCUCUGGGGACUGAGAGUCACUUCACUGGAUGCAGCCUCUGUCCCACUUCUUUGUUCACCCAUGACUGUAGAGCACUCGAGCCUGCUGUGCUCUGUGUACACAUAUUUGUCUGAAUAACCUGUAAUCUUAACAUUUGCUUUUAAAAAACGUGACUCUGGUAAGUGUUAGUGUGUCAGGAAACUUUAAUGAAAACUGGAGAUGGAGUAAAAACAGAGAGAGUGGUAGCUUGUGGGGUAACCAGGGCACCAAAAUCCUAAAAAGAGGGAAAAUAGUUAAGAUGUAUCAAAAACUUUCCUGUCAAGACUGUAAGUUUUGUGGAUCUUCCUGUAUUCUGGAAAAUCAGAGAAAUUAAUCUCUGUUUCUAAUGUAGCCUCUUACUUUGUUGCAGAGGUUUGCUAUUGGGGAAGAAGGGAGAAAAGGAAGUUUUCUUCCCUUCUUAAACAAAGCAAAUUCUAAUGGUAAAAUCAUCUGAGACUGCAAAACACAUGAUCCAAUGUUGAAACUAAACAGUGCCUAAUUCCUGUGUGUUGUGUAGUUCAUCUGCAUUUUGCCCCUUUCGAAUCCCAUUUCUUUUUAAAAAAGGGGGCGGGGGAAAUGUAAAGAUUAGGGUUGUAUGUUAGUGACCCAGUUCUUCCCUUUCUCACAUGAAAAUGGAAUUGCACUUUCCUUCUUGGGCAAGCUGAGAGAUAAAAGCCACCUUUACAGGUAAAUUCCAUGCAACUGCUUUGCCACAGAAUCAGGUGAGAACCCCUGGGCACAGAGGCUUUGCCUGGCUGUGUGUGGAGCCUGCGAGCCACGGCCACACCAGCAGGUCUGGGGCGUUGCUGCCUCGAAAACAGGUGCAGUUCCCUGGUGUGUGACCAGUUCCUCUGCAGUGAAGAUGAAGUGCAACGCUGCCUCGCUGCCGUUUGCUGCCAGGUUCAGGUAACACAAAGCCUCUUUCCGUGCUUUCGGUUCACAUGUGCAGGAGAUGCAGCAGCGAGACCUGGCAUCUCCUGUGCAUGGGAUGGACAUCCAUGCCAGGGAUGAACCCAAACACAGCCACGUGGGCGGGACAGACGCGCUCUCAUCUCUCAGCUUUGCACAUUGUGGGCACUUUCGAUACGAACAGAAGUUCAGCAGUGGUUUUAUUGUUUAUUUGCUCAAUAUUCUGAGUACUGUAAAUACAGUCUUUGUAUAAAGUACAAAACUGCUUUUCCCUGGGAGCUCGGAGAGCUUUGCAUGCACGUGGUGCAGGGCUCUGCCUCUUCCCCAGGACCAAGGAGAACAAACAGGAUUUAAGCCUAGACUAAAUAAUGGAUAAAAUCAGCCACAGAGACUUAAGCAGCCAGAAGUUCCCAAGCAUAGUGCUGUGCUGUGGGCAGCUUUGACAGCUUUGUGUAAAACUCUACCCAGGGAUCUAGAUUAGGUUUGUGCUCUUUCCUGGGAAAGGAGCAAUUGCUCCUGUGUGUUUUCCAAGCCCAUUGCUCUGAGCCUGCUGGUUCCUUUUCAUCUGCAAUGUGCCAGGCUUAGCACAUUCAGCUAUGAAGCAGCUUUUCAAAUCUGCAUAGAGCUCUUGUUUUCUUUUGGAACCCAUCUGGAGUUUCCCUUUGCACUCCAUUUUGAGACAUAAAAUACUGUUAUGAACUUUUCAUAAUGCCUUGAAGUUGCCUCUUGUGGGGCUGGAAGACUUUUGUUCUCCUUGGAAGGCCUUGUUCUUCCUCAUUGUUUCUCGUGACUACCAUUUUUGUAUGAAGAGGUUGACUGAAACACUGAGCAUCUCAAUGCUGUUUACAUGUGCUUGUGCCACUUGGACACACUGUGUUGAUAAAGCCAGUGCCUCUCAGACACGGGCACAUCUUGAAGGGCAGUCUGAAGUAUUAGAUACAAAAGGUAUAUGGAGUUAAUUCAUCCUAACUUUACUAUUGGUGUUAUAUCAAAUGCCCCCAGUGUUUGUUUGUGCAUCUUUUUUGCUCUUGCUAACGUUUUUAUUUUCAUCUUGCAGUUUCUUUGACAAAUUCUAAAGCUCUUUGCCCCCAAAGCCUGUGGUAGAUUUUCCAAUAAAGAAGAUUUGGCUUUCUGAGUUCAGUUUGCAUUAGAGUGGCUUGUCUCCCCAAACAAGAAUUAAAGUAAGUCAGAUGUCCCACCCUUGGUCUAGAGUUCAUUUACUCAUUAACUGAGGAUCUCUGUUCAGUUAUAACCAAAGCUAAUUCUAUAGAGGUUAAAAUAUCAGAAUAGGUAAUGUGACUCUUUCUAAUAAGAACUGCUGGUAAAAUCAGCAUUUUUUAACCCACAGAAAUGUACAAUAAAGGUAUUUGUUCUUAAAGCCCAUAUUUCAAAGAAAUAUAGUAGUUGGCUGUCACUGGGGCUUAAGGAAAUGUUAAUAAGGAAUAUAGUAAGUCUGAUUGAUUUUUGCUGGCUAAGAAUUCAAAUUCUUGGUAGUCUUACUACCCUUCUCAUUUUUCAAAGUCUGAGUUUCUUGCUGUCUUCUAUAAAUUUACACUCUCUUAGCAAAGAUUGCUUUAGGAUUUCAAUAACCAAUAUUACAGAAAUCUAUUUAAAGCUGAAGUGACUUUUCAGGUUUCUUCUUUGACCAUUUUCAUGGAAAACGUUUAUCCUGUAUGAAAGGAGUGAAUUUCUCUUUCCCCAUUCCCUCCCUAUUCCUGAUUUCAGGACAUGAUUGGUUGCAGUCACUUUUGUCUGCAAACAGUUACCAUUUUUAAGCUAACUGCCAUCUCGUUUAAAUCCAUUGUUCAAAAGAAGCAGGAGCAUUAAUUAACGUUAAAUGGUAAUGAAUAUUUUUUGUUGUGAAAAGUGUGAGUUCUUGGGAACCUUUUCUACAUGCUGUUUUCAUUCAAAUUCAAUUUAAGUGUCAUUUUUAAUCUGAUCCAUAUUUUGACAAAGAUGAUGUGUAAGAGCUGUUUUUAGCAGUUGGAUUGUUACUUUGUAAAGUAUUAAAGCACUAAACUGAUUUUUGCAAUAGGUAGAAAAACUUGCUUUUGUUUUGAAAAACUUCCAGUAUAACUGUUGCACUUUUUAUAGCAGAACUGCAUUUACUUUCUUUCUUUUAUGAAAGAUUACUCAAAGUAACUGAUAGCUCUGUAAUCUGUGUGAUUUGCUUCUCCAUUAUUUGACAGUGAGAGAAGCUCUAAUGCCUAUUCAAUAAAAUGAAUUAUUUCUACAGUA